GGCAAACUGCUUUACGAAGCUUUCAAAGGCUCCUACCAUAUACAAAGUAAUAGGAAGAGUAGUACUAGAUGGUAUGGGUCAUCAAACUCUCAGAGUUGAAAUAUUCUGCACCAUUCAAAACCAGGUUAAGGCACUUAAAGAAUUUUCUUAAGCUUAUCAGAGCUACCAGCAUCUCUUGUACUUUGGGGCCAUUAUUAAUAACUAAACAGUUUUAACGAAACAAAGACACAGACGGGCUUGUUAUAAGCAAGACAAAAGAUUGAUCCCAGAGCUAAUGUUCAGUUCAAAAUAAUGUAAGGACUCACACUAAAGCUUCUCAGAACAAGAAUGAGUUUGAUUGGUCAAACUGCUGCAAGACUUUAUACCACUUGGGAAAAUGAGUAUUACUUCUGCUGUCAUCUCCUCUCACUUUGAAGUACUGGAAACUGCGAUGCCUGACACAGUGGAUGCAGUAGAAUUAGAACGGAAUGAAGCCAUCAGUGUGGCUGUGCAGUGGGUAAAUGAGUCAAUGACAGAACUUCUGGAAGGAUUGGAACCUACCCAACAGGAGGUGGCGGAUCAGUUACUUACGAAUUUUUUUGCAAAUAAACUACAAGAAGAUAAAGAGAGUAAAGAAUUAGAACUGAGCCUGCAGCAGCCAUUAUCCCUAAUGUCUCUCCAACCCCCAUCACCACCACCUCCACCACCACCACCUUCAAAGAAGAAAGGACAAAAAGGUAAGAAGGAAGUUAUUCCAGAGAAACCCAUCCCACCAGCAGAACCUCCUGAGCCUGUUCUCCACGGUAGUAUGGCCAUAGGGGCUGUAUCAUUAGCUGUGGCGAAAACAUGUGCUAUACUGAGCAAUACUCCAUUGUAUUUAAAUAUUGCAUCACUGAAAUACAAACGGGAAUCACCCAGGACACUGUCUCUUCCUUUACUGAUGAUCACCAUGCUCAGCUGUGGGAAGUCCUCCCCAGGAAAGCUGAAUCUGAUGAAAGAAGUGAUCUGUAUCCCGCACCCUGGAUUAACAGUUCAACAAGGUAUCACAAUGCUUCUAGAAAUCCAGAAACAAAUUAUAAAGAUUAUUGACAAACCCCAUACUCCAAAACCAGAGACCAAAAAAGGUCAUAAUGGGAAAAAAGGUGGUUCAACUCAGAUAGUUGGCAAGCUGUCCUACAUAGGCUGUUUAUCAAUUAACUAUGAUACCAUUGAACAGCCAUUGCUUUUACUACAAGGAAUCUGUGGCAACUUGGGACUGGAGUUAGGAAUCAACUUAUAUUUAGCCAUAAACUGUGCAGCACAUGAAUUUAUUGACUAUACUAGAGGAAAGUAUGAAGUAAUGACUGGAGUAUUCAAAAAUCCAGCUGAAAUGGUUGAUAUAUAUGUGGAACUGAUCAAUAAAUUCCCUUCAAUUACUGCAUUAAUUGAUCCUGUGAGGAAAGAGGACAGCGAACAGUGGGACAGCAUCUGUAAUGCUCUUGGUUCCAGAUGUAACAUCAUUGCAGGGACUGCAGCCAAAAGCAUCCCCAAGCUCCUAGAAGAAAAAAACCUCAGCACCCCUAAGUGCAGCGGGCUAAUCAUAAAACAUACAAACCAAACUACUAUGUCUGACUUGGCAGAAGUCACCAAGCUUAUUGAGAGUCAGAAACGCAUUGCCAUCUUAGGCAGUACGGAGGGAGAAUCUUCUGAUGAUAGCCUUGCGGAUUUGGCUGUUGGACUGGGUGUUCGUUUUCUCAAGUUGGGAGGUCUUUCUCGCGGGGAGCGGAUGACUAAAUACAACCGCCUUUUUGCUAUAGAGGAAGAACUCGUCCAGGGCGGAACACUGGUCCCGAGUGUAGGGCAAACAUUUAUUGACUUCGAAGAAGAAGCCCUAAAAGCGGCAGAAGCACCUGGGGCUACUUUGUCUUCUACGGAUGCUGAGAUCCCACAUGGCACGCCUCCUUUCUCCGUGACCUCUGAAACAAUGAAAUAAUGUGGACCUUCUAUGAUUAAUGGCAGUGUUCCAGUACAAAUCCGGAUUACUCGUGUUAGGAGGAUUGACAAAACCUUGUAUAAAUGAUUGGUUUUUGUACUGAACUUCACUUGUCUAUUUUCACUAUGCAGUAAAAUACUUCUAUUUGCCAAAAA
Messenger RNA from Monodelphis domestica (gray short-tailed opossum), 2106 nucleotides. It is a transcript of the gene ENO4, whose product is annotated as enolase 4. The record is from RefSeq and is a predicted model, not a curated record. Lineage: Eukaryota; Metazoa; Chordata; Mammalia; Didelphimorphia; Didelphidae. Gene Ontology annotation, biological process: glycolytic process. Gene Ontology annotation, cellular component: phosphopyruvate hydratase complex. Gene Ontology annotation, molecular function: phosphopyruvate hydratase activity; magnesium ion binding.